Apodemus sylvaticus (European woodmouse) is the source of this 3121-nucleotide messenger RNA. Its product is annotated as orphan sodium- and chloride-dependent neurotransmitter transporter NTT5-like. Gene Ontology annotation, cellular component: membrane. The transcript is spliced from 12 exons. Lineage: Eukaryota; Metazoa; Chordata; Mammalia; Rodentia; Muridae. Gene Ontology annotation, biological process: sodium ion transmembrane transport. The coding region runs from base 420 to 2663 and encodes 747 amino acids. The record is from RefSeq and is a predicted model, not a curated record.
UCACCGACCUCUCUGCCUCUCAAGCACUGGGGUCGUAGGUCCCGACAGUUGGCAUUUUUUUCUGGCAUCUUUUUUUUCCCUCCUUCCUGUGAACGUGUGAAGUCUACCUGGCAACCCGUGACGUCACGGGCCAGCUCGUUGGGACAGAGAGAGAAGUAGCCGCUUCCCGCGCGGGUUCGUGGACCACCGGGCCGCGACGACGUGGGACUCUCCUCCCACGAGCGGCGCGGGGCCGAGGCCCUCCGUUCGCGCGCUGAGGCGGGUACGGACCACUGCGUCCGCCCUUCCCACUUGGAAAGCCGUCCGUGGCGAGGCCGCCGUUCCCUUCCGGGCCGCGGGGGGCGCCAUCGGGACGCUGCUGGCGAGCUGUCUCCAUCUCAGAAGACCACCGGAGGAGUUGAGCCAGUGCAGAGAACACCAUGGACCAAAUCUUUGAAGAAUUUCCAGAAUCGAAGAAGGAGAAGGAAGAGUCUAUCGACGAAGAGCCCACAGCAAGCAGGAAGAGCAAGAACCCCACAUCUCUGUCCUGGGGCUUCAAGACCAAAGACGUCCGCAUUACCAAGAUCCCGAACCACUUCCAGACUAGGAAGACGGAGAAUAUCCUGAUCCUCGUGGCCUUCUCCAUCGGACUUGGUAGCACGUGGCGCUUCCCGUACCUCUGCCACCAGAAUGGAGGAGGGAGCUUUCUGCUGAUGUAUCUCAUCCUCCUCCUGCUGCUGGGCAUCCCCCUCAUGUACAUGGAGAUGGUCAUAGGACAGUGGCUACGGAUGGACAACAUCCGGGCCUGGAAGUAUCUGGUCCCCUGGCUUAGCGGUGUGGGCUACUCCAGCAUGCUGGCUUGCGUCUUGGUGGUCCUCUAUAACAGCGCCCUGGUCUCCUGGAGCCUCUUCUACCUCGGCCAGUCCUUUGAUUACCCUUUACCCUGGGAACACUGCCCCUUGAUGGAAAAUUUAAGUAUGGUUGGCAACGCCUGCCUUUGGUCAGAGCCCCACCAGUAUUUCUGGUACCGCACUAUCCUCCGAGCAUCCAAUCAAAUGGAAGAAGGGAUAAAGAUGCUGGUCCCAAACGUGACCCUGUGCCUCUUUGCCACAUGGAUCCUCCUCUAUGUCAGCAUGGUCACCAGGAUAAAGAUUUCAGUGCUAAUGAUGAUCUUCUCCAUAUUGUUCCCCAACAUCCUCCUCCUCUGCUUCUUCAUCCGCACUUUCUUCCUGAAAGGCGUGAAGGCCAACCUCAGGCGCCUGGUGACCACAGAGGUCUCCAUCUUGGCAUCACUGGACGCAUGGCGUCAGGCUGGAGGCCAUGUUCUUUACUCCCUCGGCCUCGGCAUGGGCACCAUCAUCACUUUCUCCUCCUACCAGACUAGAGGUGAGAACUACAUCAAGUGCGCGUCCUUUGUGGCCAUGGUCAACCUGGCGACUUCGGUGCUCAGUUCCUCCGUCACCUUCCUCGUGCUGGGCUUCUGGGCCACAACCAGCGGCAGUCGGUGUGUCGAGAGUAGUGUCACCAGUCUGCUCAACCUGAUAGCCAACGGUGUGCUACCCCAGGCCGCCUGGCCUCCCCAAGACAUCAUCCAUAAAUCCCCACCGGAAUACCUAAACUGGAUCAGCCAUCUCCCCAGCAGCUUACAGAAUGAGAUCGCCCAAUUAACCCUGCCCUGCAGCAUCCUGGUGCAGAAGGAAAAGUUAAUGGAGGGCCCUGGCCUGGCCUAUGUGGCCUUCUCUCAAGCCAUCUCCCUGUUUCCCGGUUCCUCUUUCUGGGCCAUCAUCUUCUUCGUGUCUCUGGCUAUCAUGGGCCUGUGCACCAUGCUAACUCUCCUGGAGGGCAUCGUGCUUCCCCUGCAGAAGAACAUCUCUACCUUCGCAAAGCAUCCCAAGCUGGUACCAGUGCUUGUCUGCUUGGGAGGAUUUCUGGGUAGCCUCGUCUUCUCCAGCCGCCCCGGCAGCUACCUGGUGUUCCUGUUCGAUGACCACCUGGUUCCUAUGGUCCUCGUCAUAAUUGUGGUGAUUCAGAACCUCUCUCUGGCUUGGGUCUAUGGAGUAAAGAGGUUCAGGGCUGAGAUGUUCGGCCAGCUGGGCCGCCUGGUGUGGUCCCCCUUCACCUUCCUGUGGAGCUACGUGACCUUGCCCACGCUGCUGGCUCUGCUCACCAUCUACUUCCUGAAUCUCUACCACAGCGAAUCUCUCUACUAUGUCUCCUGGAAUAAUAGCAUGGGCCAGGAAGUGAAGCGGCCUUACCAGAAGAUAGCCCUGGGCUGGGUCACCUUCCUCAGUGUCCUGGCCCUGCUGCCGAUCCCCAUGUACCCACUGCAGCACUGGUGGUAUCUGGAAGACCAAAACAUCUGUGAAACCUUAGAAAAGCCGUUUUCCUCCAAGAAAACAGUCACGGUGCCCAACAGGGUCACCCAGUGGCCUGUGCACCCCAUGAGGAAGCUCACCCUCAGAAACCAGGAGAAAAGCAAGGCGUUAUUCCAAAGCAAGGGUCCGCCAGAGCCCUUCCUCCAUCCCCAAAUCCUGAUAAAAAAAAGGGACAGCGAAGAAUACUCCAGCUUCAGCUUCCCGGGCACCACGCUGUCCUCCCGCGGAGUCUCCAUGGCCUUCACCUUCCCUGAGACAUCAAAGCACACUGGCCUCCCGGAAAGCGCUUCUGACUUCUACGGACAUUGAGAGAAGUGACAGGCUUGAGACUUGUGAAGGAAAGGCUUGUGAGAGCCCUGCUUAGCAGUGGCCGCACCAUCUGUUUUUGGUAGCGGGUGAUGUGCACCAACCCCUGUACCGGCCCCACGGAGAGCAGAACACGGGCUCCAAGACACCCGGCCCCGACUUCUGUGGUAGCCGCCAUGAGCCUCAGACAGUCAGGGGCGACUCAGGAGUCCGUCCUCUAGCACUGGACACUGUGCCCAGGGCAGGCCCCAGUGCCCCUCCCUCUCUUUGAUAUGGACACAAUUUUGGUCUGUCCAGAUGGGCCUCUAGCACGGUCCCAGUUCCCGAGAGACACAGUGGUCCCUCUAGCCCUGCCUAGACAUCAUGCCUGUCAGAAAUGUGGCUGACCUCCCAGGGAUGGUCAUCUCAGAUGGCACCAAGAUAGCGAUGCUGUCUGUCAAUAAAUGAGGCAGUGGACGACA